Anopheles nili is the source of this 4728-nucleotide messenger RNA. Its product is annotated as acetylcholinesterase. NCBI's taxonomy places the organism in Eukaryota, Metazoa, Arthropoda, Insecta, Diptera, Culicidae. Bases 1 to 2175 code for a protein of 724 amino acids. Gene Ontology annotation, molecular function: acetylcholinesterase activity. The record is from RefSeq and is a predicted model, not a curated record. Gene Ontology annotation, biological process: choline metabolic process; acetylcholine catabolic process. The transcript has 7 exons. Gene Ontology annotation, cellular component: plasma membrane.
AUGGAGAUCCGCGGGAUCCUGAUGGGCCGGCUACGGUUAGGACGACGGGUGGCCCCACUGGCUCUGUGCGCCAUCGCGCUACUGCUGCUACCCUUCGCGGUGGUUCACGGGCGGCAUCACGAUCUCAACAAUGGCGCCGCCCUCGGAACGCAUCAGCUGUCGGCCGCCGGUGCCGGUCUCGCAUCAUCCGCCCAGUCCGGAGCUGCCGGUGGGAUGUCGGCUGCUACAGCUGCCGGAGCUUCAGCGUCUGCCGAGGAGGACGUCGCACGGAUCGCCCUCAGCAAAGACGCAGAUGCAUUUUUUACACCAUAUAUAGGUCACGGUGAGUCCGUACGAAUUAUAGAUCCCGAGUUGGGCACGCUCGAACGUGAGCAUGUCCACAGCGGAGCCACGCCGCGGCGGCGCGGUCUAACGAGGCGCGAAUCGAACGCGGAUGCCAACGAUAAUGAUCCGCUUGUGAUCAACACGGACAAGGGCCGCAUCCGGGGCAUUACGGUGGAGGCGCCCAGUGGCAAAAAGGUGGACGCCUGGCUCGGUAUCCCUUACGCGCAGCCACCGGUCGGUGCGUUGCGAUUCCGUCAUCCCCGGCCAAUCGACAAGUGGACUGGGGUGUUGAACGCUACCACACCACCGAACAGCUGCGUACAGAUCGUGGACACCGUGUUUGGGGAUUUCCCGGGCGCGACCAUGUGGAACCCGAACACACCCCUCUCGGAGGAUUGUCUGUACAUCAACGUGGUGGCGCCACGUCCGAGACCGAAGAAUGCCGCUGUCAUGCUGUGGAUCUUCGGUGGUGGGUUCUACUCCGGCACGGCCACACUCGACGUGUACGAUCACCGGGCGCUUGCGUCGGAGGAGAACGUGAUCGUUGUGUCGCUGCAGUACCGCGUGGCGAGUUUGGGUUUUCUCUACCUCGGCACACCGGAGGCUCCUGGCAAUGCGGGUUUGUUCGAUCAGAACCUUGCUCUACGCUGGGUCCGGGAUAACAUUCGCAAGUUCGGAGGUGAUCCACAGCGCGUCACGUUGUUCGGUGAGAGUGCCGGAGCGGUGUCCGUAUCGAUGCAUCUGCUAUCUGCGCUUUCCCGGGACCUGUUCCAGAGGGCCAUCCUGCAGAGUGGCUCACCGACGGCACCGUGGGCGCUCGUUUCCCGCGAGGAAGGAACACUGAGGGCUCUGCGACUUGCGGAAGCCGUUGGGUGCCCACACGAGCCUAGCAAUCUGAGCGAAUCGAUCGAAUGCCUGCGCGGCAAGGACCCACACGUUCUGGUCAACAACGAGUGGGGAACGCUCGGAAUUUGCGAGUUUCCCUUCGUGCCAGUGGUGGACGGUGCGUUCCUGGACGAAACACCGCAACGAUCGCUCGCAAGUGGACGCUUCAAAAAGACGGACAUCCUGACCGGUAGCAACACGGAGGAGGGUUACUACUUCAUCAUCUACUACCUGACGGAGCUGCUGCGCAAGGAGGAAGGCGUCACGGUGUCACGCGAGGAGUUCCUGCAGGCCGUCCGUGAGCUCAACCCGUACGUGAACGGAGCCGCCCGGCAGGCUAUCGUGUUCGAGUACACCGACUGGACCGAGCCGGAUAACCCGAACAGCAACCGGGACGCGUUAGACAAGAUGGUGGGCGACUACCACUUCACGUGCAACGUGAACGAGUUCGCCCAGCGGUACGCCGAGGAGGGCAACAACGUCUACAUGUACCUCUACACGCACCGGAGCAAAGGCAAUCCCUGGCCGCGUUGGACGGGCGUCAUGCACGGUGACGAGAUCAACUACGUGUUCGGGGAACCGCUUAACCCGAGUCUCGGCUACACCGAGGACGAGAAGGACUUCAGCCGCAAGAUGAUGCGAUACUGGUCGAACUUUGCCAAAACGGGCAACCCCAACCCUAGCACGGCCAGCAGCGAGUUCCCGGAGUGGCCCAAGCACACCGCCCACGGUCGGCACUAUCUGGAGCUGGGUCUCAACACGUCCUUCGUUGGACGGGGCCCGCGGUUGAGGCAGUGUGCCUUCUGGAAGAAAUACCUACCCCAGCUAGUUGCAGCUACCUCUAACCUACAAGUGCAAGCACCGCCGAGUGAACCGUGCGAAAGUAGCGCAUUUUUUUACCGACCUGACCUGAUUGUGCUGAUAGUGGCGUCGAUGGUGUCGGUCGCGGUCAAAUUCAUACAAUAAUUACUACCCGCCCAUGGCCUAGUUCGUUUAAGCUUUAAGAUAGUGAGGAACAAAUUUUUCCUAUCAAAUAUACCCCCUCCACUGUUCUCCUUUCCUCGGAGCAAACGGCAUACUCGCGAGCUCCCCCCGGUACAGCCACACACGUGCAUUGAUGGAGAACGUGGAAAGCGCAAGCGUGAGCAGAGAUGGUGACAGGGCGCGCAAAAUGCAUGGAUAUCAACGAAGAGGGGAAAGAAAAGGAAAGAAAAAGGAGCAGUAAUGGGAGUCGUACGUAGCGUUAGAGAUAAACAAUGGACAGCAGCCGCGAAUGAGCAUUAAAUUAGAACAACCAACCUAAUAAACCACAACACUCCUUCUUACGAUAAUUAAAGAAACUAAUAAAACCCAAUACUAAACAAAAGAAAACAGAUACUCAUACACCUUCAAACCGGAGCCCCGAAAUAAUUUAAUCGCAACAUAGUAGUACAGCGUUAGUGGACAGUGCGGUGGUGAAACGUCUCAAAGAACGCUCCUCCUUAGCUUUACCUAAUUAAGGGGGGUUAAGCUUCGGAGAGCUAAUCGGAGCUUCGGAGACCACACACACACACACACACACACACACACACACACACACACACACGUGCGUGUUGCCUAAACACGCUUCUCAACACACAAACACACACACGCAUACAUUUGCUACAUACACACAUACAUUUGCUACCCAAAAGCACACUGCAGCGGCGCCAUUUGUAGCGGGAUCUACGAUCGUGCCAUCUGCACGGCUGCAUCACUAGCCAACACACCGGAACAAUAAUCUAGACAAAAUGUUUAACUAUAUGCUAUAAACGUAGCUAUUUGUUUCUUCUGGGUCAAAUGCAGACUCUCUCCCUAUAAUCUAUAUUCUUGUUUUUUCGAUUAUCCGUGGCGUGAUUCAAUACCUGCUGGAAUUCUGGAAUGCGAAAGACAGGCUUUAGAGUAAUAAUGUUUCAAAUGUUCCACAAAACUAUUUCAAUUUCUUUUCUCGUUCGAACACUUUGUUUAAUGUUUCAAGAGAACGAUGCUGUUAGUGUACUAUUCGUGUACUAUGGUUCUUGAGCCCUACAGGAUUGCGUUUAUGUAUGCAGUAACAGCUACAAAAAUUGUAUUACUUGCUUACAUUGAAACUCCUUUAAAUAAAAAGCUAAAUAAAUUCCAUAACAUACCAAUUCGGAUUGAUAAUACCAAACCAACAACAAACAAUCUUCGUAACUUUAUAUUCCCACAAAAUUGGAAGAAAGCUAAAAAAAGGUAUAAAAUCAAAAACACAAUAUACACCUAGGCACUACACCUACGACAACCCACAAAUACUAUCAACAAUCAAUUAAUUGUAACGAAGAAGGCGUUAGAGCUGAGACGAUGUAGUGUAGAGCAACCCGGGGACAACAUAUUUCCCCUCAUGUAAGACAAACUGUAGAGCAAAAUACAAAAAGGAGCGUAAGUAUAUUUUCUAUUCGUACGUUCAAUGCACAUGGUGAGGCAGCAGCAAAAAGCGAGAUCAGGCGAACAAAAAAAAAGGCAUGAAUAAAUAUAAUUGCCCAAACAGCGAGCAGAACAUCUUCAAGAUGUAAGCGAAUCGAGUGUGAAGAAUCUCAAAAAGGCUACAGUUGCGCCACUACAGAGAAGAAACGUAAGGUUAGAGAACUAAUCAAUACAACCCAAUUGAAUACCAAACCUAGCGAAGAAGCAAACCAAUCAACUCAAAAAAAAGCCGACAUUCUCAUUAGAAUGAGUGGAAAAAAAUUAUAAAACCGAAAACAUAUCAUAACUUGUAAUGCUGUUGCAAUCUAAUGAUAAACAAACCAAGAUCGAAUAGUGUUAAGCUGAGCCGUUACGGGCGCAAGGCUAGGACCGGGGAAAACGGUCAUGAGAGAGCAUCCCCAGAGCUAGCAGUUUUGAGUAUGACUGUUGAAUGAAACUUCAGGAUAACAACAAACACGUACACACAAAGCAGAGAACGGAAGCUGAUAUCACCCAAGUGAAGUUAAUGUUAAAUAACAAAAGUGCAUCCAAUAAAAACAACUUCUGAAAUUUUUUUCAUUGCGAAGAAAGAAGCGAUAAAAAUAGAACAACAUCAACAACAAACACGAUAAAUAAAACAAAUCCAAUUUCAACCUCGUUCCAUUCCUUUUAGGAAGAAAGAUAUUUCAAAUGAAUAAAUGAAAGGGUAUUAAUAGCCGAUUAAAAGCAUAAACAGCGAAAUAAACGAACAACAAAAAAGACUAGUCAACAAAUGACGAUAGAACGCUUGAUAUGCUCAGCAGGCAUCACGAAGAGAGUGUAAAAAUGUAUCACAAAGCAGGCAGAUAAAAUAAACCACAUGACAGUGGUACAGUAACAAAAAUGACAGCACUUCAUGAGGUGGUACUAGGCAACAACAAUCGUGUCGACUGUGGUGAAGUAAUCAAACUAUUUAAAUUACGACUGUGCUUAGGCUGCGACGUUUAGAUGUACCGUUUUCUUUGCCAAUAUUGCACACAUUUUAAGUAAAGAUCAGAUGAAUGAAGACAAGAAAUGUACGUUUAUUCAGAUGUAAAA